Molecule: messenger RNA, 2617 nt
Organism: Hemicordylus capensis (graceful crag lizard)
Lineage: Eukaryota; Metazoa; Chordata; Lepidosauria; Squamata; Cordylidae
Product: cytochrome P450 4B1-like
Exons: 12
Coding region: 100-1656 (518 amino acids)
Molecular function (GO): oxidoreductase activity, acting on paired donors, with incorporation or reduction of molecular oxygen; heme binding; iron ion binding
Source: RefSeq, a predicted model, not a curated record
UUAAUAUUGGAAGAUUUUUAUUACAUAAAGCACAUUGAACAACAGGAAGUCAGUUGGAAGCUGGCACAGAGUCUUCUGUAAACACAGGAGAAAGAAAGAAUGGAAGCUGUGCAAGAGACUCUGCUGAACUUGUUUUGGUCUUUGCUGCCUGAGAGUUUCUCUCAAGCUUUCUACUUGACAGUUCUUUUAAGCCUUACCUAUGUGAUCCUGAAAGCCAUCCAGUUAUAUCAGAGGAAACAGAACCUGGUCAAAGUACUCAGAAGUUUUCCAGGACCACCUACCCACUGGUUGUACGGCCAUAUCAAAAUGCUGAACGCUGAGGAAGAGCUUCCCAACAUUGCAGCAUGGGCAGAAAAAUAUCCACAUUGCCAUCCACUGUGGUAUGGAGGAUUCUUAGUCUACCUGAACGUCAACCACCCUGAAUAUGCAAAGACUGUAUAUAGCAGAGGCGAUCCUAAAUCUAGUGUAACAUACGACUUCUUAAUUCCUUGGAUUGGUAAGGGAUUGCUCCUCCUGAGUGGAUCCAAAUGGCAGCAGCACCGGAAGCUUCUGACUCCAGGAUUUCAUUAUGAUAUCCUGAAGCCUUAUGUAACUCUAAUGGCAGAUUCCGUCCAAGUGAUGCUGGAUAAAUGGCAAAAACUGGUCCCCAAAGAUACUACAGCAACAGUGGAGAUGUUCAAACAUGUCAGCCUGAUGACUCUUGAUAGCAUCAUGAAAUGUGCUUUCAGCUAUCAGAGCAAUUGUCAGACAGACAGGGAUAAUCCCUACAUUAAUACUGUCCUUGAUCUCAGCUUCAUGUUUGAUCAGCAACUGAAGACACCUUUAUUCCAUUAUAAACUCAUAUAUUGGUUGAGCUCCCAAGGACGUCAGUUUUACAAGGCUUGCAAAGUAGCCCAUCUUCACACAGAUAAUGUAAUAAGAGAGAGAAAGGAGUCCCUCAAGAAUGAACAAGAACUUGAGAAAAUCCUAAAGAAGAGGCGUUUGGACUUUCUGGACAUUCUUCUUUGUGCAAAGGAUGAAAAUGGAAAUCCGUUAUCAGCUGAAGACUUACGUGCUGAGGUGGACACGUUCAUGUUUGAAGGCCAUGAUACUACAGCUAGUGGAAUCUCUUGGCUCUUCUAUUGUAUGGCCCAGAACCCUGAACAUCAGCAGAGAUGCAGAGAAGAGAUAAUGGAGCUUCUUGAGGAUCAAAGGAAUAUUCAAUGGGAAGAUCUGGGGAAGAUGACUUACUGUACGAUGUGCAUUAAAGAGAGUCUUCGCCUUUAUCCUCCAGUACCUCUAAUAGGUCGAGAACUGAAUAAACCUGUAACAUUUCAUGAUGGACGAACCUUACCAAAAGGAUUCCUUGUUUCACUGAGUAUUUAUGGACUUCAUAGAAAUUCUGAGAUUUGGGACGAUCCUGAGCUCUUCAAUCCUCUAAGAUUUUCCCCAGGCAAUACAGAACAUCGCCACCCAUAUGCUUUCCUUCCUUUUGCUGCUGGUCCAAGGAAUUGCAUAGGGCAGCAAUUUGCUAUGAAUGAGAUGAAAAUUGCUCUUGCCUUGACGCUUCUGCGGUUUGAGUUGUCUCCUGAUCCUUCCCACCACCCCAUUCCCAUUCAACAGGUUGUUACCCGGUCCAAGAAUGGGAUAUAUCUGAAUCUGAAGGCUCUCUCCUGAUGCUUGACAUUACAACAAUUGUUAUGUUUCAUUACUUCCAGUUCCUAAGAAUAAAAAUGGUAGACUCCAUAAAUAUAAGUACUGACCAGGGUACAUUUGCUCUUUUAUAGACUGUUCCUUAAACUAGCCCAUUGUUUAUGGAGUCUUUUAGAAUUGAGGCUGGACAUUGUUUGUUUAUUUUUUAAUUUUUACAAUUUAUAUCCCACUCUCCCUCCAAGGAGCCCAGAGCGGUAUACUACAUACUUACACUUCUCCUCACAACAACCCUGUGAAGUAGGUUAGGCUGAGAGAGAAGUGACUGGCCCAGAGUCAGCCAGCAAGUAUCAUGGCUGAAUGGGGAUUUGAACUCGGGUCUCCCCGGUCCUAAUCCAGCACUCUGACCACUACACCACACUGGCUCUCACGCUGUUGCAGUGUUAUCACAAUGUAGUCAGAAUUCUAGAGCAGUGGUGCAGUGCUGCAGGGGCAGGUAGGAUCACAGUCCUGAUCCUUUUUUUCUUCCAGGGUCUCGGCAAGGGUUCAAAGUCCUUUGCUUUAUAAAUGGAAAUAGUAUCCUGCUCUUGCUAUUACAAUGAAUAGAAUAGUAAUCCAAUAAUUACAUAAUUGUUGUAAUUACAUAAUGUAUUGUAAUUAUGUAAUACAAUAAUUACAUAAUUGAAUAUCACUCAAAAGGCCAAAUUCGCCUUUUGCAUGACUGACCAGCAAUAUCCAUGUCAAAGAAAACACGGAGGAACAGUCAGGUGGAAUCCAUACAUCCCAGUCUACAGAGCAACUCUCUAACCAUCUUGUUUCAAGAUGGCAGAUUGAAAUGCCACUGCCCCUGUUAGGACCUCCUCAAACCCACUCCCAUGUUUUGUAAAUCUGGUACAGGGGCAUAUCUACAGGCCCAGCACGUGCCUGGGCGCCACUUUAAGGGGGGGCGCCAUUUAUUUAUUUAUUUUAAAUGGCCACCGAAAACAAA